AUGUCGGGCAUAAGCAUCACUAUCGGCAAGAGAAUCCUUAUCUUAGUGGAUAUGCGAAUCCUUAUCCGAGUUCUGCUAGAUAUCUUCGUCUUGAUCGACGUUCUUAACCGACGAGGAGAGGAAACCAAGCCUCCGUGGCCCAGACUGUGGCUGAGACAAGAUAGCCUAGCCUUGUAUUCGCGCUUCGCCCUGCCUAAUAUAGAAGACGCCGUCAAAUUCCAUUACCGCUCCACUUUGAGCUUCGAAGCCCUUAGAGGCAACAUAGUCGGCAGAGCAGGCAUAGGGUCUAAGGGCACCCGUCGACUCCUCUGA
Pseudocercospora fijiensis CIRAD86 is the source of this 312-nucleotide messenger RNA. RefSeq lists its product as uncharacterized. The record is from RefSeq and is a predicted model, not a curated record. Bases 1 to 312 code for a protein of 103 amino acids. The transcript has 6 exons. NCBI's taxonomy places the organism in Eukaryota, Fungi, Ascomycota, Dothideomycetes, Mycosphaerellales, Mycosphaerellaceae.